AUGGAUGGCGUCGCUCCACGAGGUCGUCAAGACCAAAUUCGCUCCGCGAAACGAGCGUUGCGCCAGUUCCAACGGCGUCGCGCUCAAGAACAAAGCAAGCGUGCUUCCCGUACGCUCCGGGCCUCUGUGCUUGUGCAAGGCACAGAGAAGCCUACCAUUGUACGCCAGAGUCUCACUGCGACCAAUGUGCUGGGCACAGUAGCGCGUGAGUCGGCUGUGCGGGCCACAGACAAGUCACGGCGUCGUCUUUCUCGUCCCUCAUCGAUUCGGUUCGAGGACAUGUCCGACCCACCAAGCCGGCGGUCGUCACGCACACUCACACCGGGCCAGUUGGAGUCUCUUUUCCCCUCUUCACGCGACGAGCGGCGCAUGUCGACGGUCUUCCCUGCGCUUCGCGGCCCGUCUGAUUCACGCCGCUCGUCGAUGAUCAUACCUACGCCGGCGCCUGAGAAUCGACGACGUGUAAGCCGUCAUUCGCGUCAGUUUAGUAUAGCCACACGGGGCGAAGGCUUCGAGCUAAUGAGUGGGCAGCCUUUGAGCACAGGCGGUCCUCGGUCCUCGCGGUACUCUGUUCGUAUGUCGUCGCUCGAGCCGGCAAGUCAGUUGUUUGGGCACCGCGCUUCGCAAAAACCGCUACCGCCGAUCCCAUCCGACUGGCGAGCGGCCUUGCAGCAUCUGGGAGAGUUGGACUCUGACUCGGACGCGGACGCAGACCGUACCACAGCGCUGGAGAAGCUCGAGGGUCGAUACCAGCCUGGCGCCUCGCCUGCGACGUCCGACAAGACGUCACGCCGACGUGCGCCUGUGCCCAGCUGGCUGGGCUUGGACAAUGCAACGCCACGCUCGGCCACGCCCACAUCGCCUACAGAGGCCUCGCCUGUGCCGGAAUUGUCGACCGUGCAAGAAGUCGAUGAAGUAUCGACGUCGCUGAUCUCCAAAGCGCCUGAGGCCGAUGAGUCUUCCAGCCAAACGAAGCUGCGUCCUCUGCGCCUGGGGGCCUUGUCGUCGACGCCUUCGCGGCCGUCGGCCCCAGCCUCCGCUAGCGUGAAAGCAGCACAUCGUGUAUCGAGUCUUCCUUAUCGUGCGUCUGUAUCCCUGGACGAGGCGCCUGCCUCGCAUCAGCACCAGGCAAAGAGCUCGCGCAGUGCACAGUCCACGACCAUUUCCUGGCCGCCGUCCGAGCAGGCUGGCAGUUUAUUCAGUCCCGAGUCUAAUAUAUCCGAUUCGCCCGGCGCGACCAGCAUUGACUCGGCGGAGCACACGCCACGCAAGCGUAUGGCUCAUUCGGACGACUACAUGCUGGAGGCAUGGCAGCAUCGGUUCACUGAGAUGCAGAACGAGCUGAGUGAGCAGCGUGAGCGACACCUACAUGAGGUGACGGCGCUCCAGCGUGAGCUUGAUGAUAUGCGUCAGAUGAUGGGCUCGCAAAUCGUCACACUUACGCAGGCACGCGACAAGGCCGAGGCGCGUAUUGCUGAGCUGGAGAGGCAGAUGGAAGCGACGCAAGUCGAGUUGCAGGACACGUCUGGCGAGCGCGAUAUGUAUCGCGAAGACAUUGGCGAUUGGCGUACACGCUGCAGCGACUUGGAGCAGACGAUUCAAGCCCAGCAGCUGCGUCUGGAGAAGGAAAAGAUGUGGCGCCAGAUGGCGCAGGCACGAAUGCAGACCUUGCGUCAGCGUCUGCAGACGUCGGACAAGGCAGGUUUGGACAUGAGCCCAUCUUCGAGUUUCUCCACCACGUCUUCGCUCCUGGACGUGCCAGAGCUGCCGGAGCUGCCGGAACAAGACGAUCCCAAGGUAUGGGCGCAGAACAUUGCACGCCAGCUGUCGAAGCACACGCCGUCGCACUCGGAAUCGCUGCCGGAUCUGACCCCAGAAGCGGUGCAGCUCGUAUCGGAUAUGCGCGAGCAGAUUCUUGCGCUGUACGCGUCCCUACAGCUUGAGCAGUCACAGCAUGCUCUCACACGCGAGCAGCUACGUAUGGCGCAGGCUCCGGUCGCGAAAGACGCCGACGAGCCAGUAUCUUCCAAGGAUACUACGACACCUACGGUGGUCUCCGCGCCCUGGGUCUUCACACCCGCGGACAAAGUGGCUGCCACGGCCUUGGAGAGCAGCGAUGCAGUCGCCACCGUGGACGAAGAAGAAGUGCCUACGCCUACUGUGCUGCCUACAGAGGCCAGUGAGCCUGUGGCGACAGAGUCGACGCCGGCCGGCUCACCAGAUACGUCCACGGCCGAUAUUCUGUUUGCAGGCGCCUCGGAUGUCGUUGAUCCCUUGGUCGGUUUGGGCCUCGGCGAUGACGCGCCGGCUACAGACGACAAGGGCACUGGCACUGUGCCUGAGCACAUGGUGCCAUCGCUGCUUGGCGCGUCGGCUGAGAUCACGGCAUCUCACGCUCACUCCUGGUCGCAAGAGAGCCUCGGUCUGUCCACUCGUCCGCGCCGUCCGCCUAGCGAGCCGGCGACGCCGCGGGAUACGACGGAUCUCUUCACGACGUCGCCAUCGGCGGACACUAUGACGCCCAUUGUGAGCGAGCCUGCAUGGCCCGAUAUUGAGGCAAGUUACUCCAUGGAGGAGCCGCCUGUGCCUGCGCUCUUGGCCUCGCCGGCCGACUUGGAAGGUGGUCUCUCGACUGAGGACAGUGUGUGGGUGAGCGACGAGGACGAGGCCGAUGCUUCUGCGUGGGUCGAUGACGACGCCAACCCACCUACGCCACGCCCUGAAUUUAUUCCUGAAUGGAGCUUUGAGCAGGCGACGUACGAGGCGGCGCGGGAUGUGCAGGUGUUUGAGUUGUCAGGCAACCAUACGUCGUCGCGGUAUGCGCGACGUGGUGCACGGCGUGUGCGUCGUACGCCUGUCGAGGACUUUUUCGGUAUUUUGCAUGUCGAGAAGGAAGCGCUUCCGCCGCUGCCUACGCCGACGUAUGCCCUGGACAUGCCGCCCGUGGAUAUGGACGCUCUCUCUACUUCUUCGGCGCCUGGCUUUACGCCCAAGGUGCGUGCCGCGUCGCUCGCGACGCCGACGGCGUCGCGUCUUUCGGCUGUCCAGCGCGGCUCUGCGCUGAAUGACGAUUCGUGGACAAGUUUGGAGGAUUGGCAGCCUGCUGCGAAGACAUUGGCAUCAGAAGCCGCGUCGUUUGUCUCGCACAUGUUCUCCGGCAUCACUGUAUCGUCUCCUCCUACUUCGUACGAGUACGCGGACAACACGGCGCUCCCUUCGAUCCUGCCUUGCGAUGUCGACGAGGAGCCGCCGCAAACGCCCACCAUGCCCAUGUCCAACAACCAUUUGGCGCCCUCGAUCCCGCCACCCAGCUCGCCGAUUCCGCGCAGCCCCAGUGACGAUUCCCCUGCCCCUCGUGAACCUGGCCGUCUUCGGUACGUCAAGUGCAAUCCCCAGACCCGCAUUCCUGUCCCCUCGCCUAUCUGGGAGCUAGACUUUACCUACACCACGAGUACGCCUGGCGCGGCUCGUGUAUUCACGAUUUAA
Messenger RNA from Malassezia pachydermatis, 3486 nucleotides. RefSeq lists its product as hypothetical. Bases 1 to 3486 code for a protein of 1161 amino acids. The transcript has a single exon. The record is from RefSeq and is a predicted model, not a curated record. NCBI's taxonomy places the organism in Eukaryota, Fungi, Basidiomycota, Malasseziomycetes, Malasseziales, Malasseziaceae.